CCAUUCCAGCUGAAUAACUAUUAAAAUAUAUACAAUGAAAAAAUAAAAUAAAAACAUUUUUUAACUGUUUUUCAACUAUUUUUUUUCACUGUCAGUACAUUUAUAGUCUCACGGUGAGGCGCCAUUUUCCUGAAGAUCAGUCGAUGAGCUCCAGAACAAUGGCUGCCAGGAGACAUCACGUGACGGCUGUAACCGCCUUUGCUGAAGGAGUCUGACAUGAAGCCCCUUGGACCUUGUAGUUUUACGUGACGCCUUACGUCAUGACGUCGGUGUAGGAGGCGUCCCUUGUUUAAAAAGUGGCGGUGGCUUCUCCCCGGGUGACGGUGCUGGUAAAGGCGGCGGUUUCGGAUAUCAGGAGCGGCAGGAACAGGUCAGAGGCGGCGCUGCACGGAGUCACACGGAGCGCUCUCCUUUCUCACCCGGUAUCUCUCUCCGUUGCUGUCGGCUGUGAGCGGUCGGUGAUUCGCCAUGGAUCUGCAGGUGAUGAACAGACUGGUGACCGGGCAGGUGAUCAAGAUCAUGCGGAGUAACGGCGCGGUUCACGGUGCGAACAUCACGUCCAUCAACCUGGACCGAGGAAGCGUUCACGUGGAAUGGAAAGAAGCGGAUGCCUGUAAAGGGAAGGAGAUCACGUUCACAGAUGUGGUGACUGUGAACCCCGAGUUACUGGAAGCUGCUUAUGAUGCCCCCAGCGUGAAGGAGAAUAUGCCCCCGCAGAAGAACAUGGCCACCCAGAAUCAAAAAAGAAAAACCAUCUCCAGGAUUCCUGCGCCCAAGGACGUGUCGGCGCAGAGUGCGGUUGUGACAGAGAGCGGAGCACAGACAGCUCUACGUGGUCACACCACCAGGAUGAUCUCCAUCCCCGAAACUCAACUGGCCGAACAUCCGAUGGAGGUGGAGCCACUGGUACAGCCUGCUGUGCCGCCACCCCCCACCCCCGGUGUGAGAACACGAUCCACCAAACUGAGCAGCAUUGGGGAGCACCGGAUAUUACCGCGAGUGACCGAGACCGCCGAUGACUCCGCCUCCUCUAAUGCCAAGAACAGUCAAGCCAGGAGAAAAUCAAAUAUAGUGAAGGAAAUGGAGAAGAUGAAAAGUAAACGGGAGGAGAAACGCGCCCAAAUCUCCGAGAUGAGGGUCAAACGAACGCAGGACUAUGACACCACCAUACCUAACUGGGAAUUCGGGAAGAUGAUCAAAGAAUUCAGAGCAACUCUAGAAUGUCAGAGACUGAACGUAACGGAUGUGGCUGAAGAACGUCGUAUCUGUGUCUGUGUGCGGAAGCGUCCUCUAAAUAAACAAGAACUGGCCAAGAAGGAAUUCGAUAUUGUUUCCGUGCUCAGUAAGAACGUGGUCCUGGUGCAUGAGCCGAAGCUGAAGGUGGAUCUGACCAAGUAUCUGGAGAAUCAGGCCUUCCGCUUCGAUUACUCGUUCGAUGAGAGUGCGUCCAAUGAGAUGGUGUACAGGUUCACAGCCAAACCCCUGGUCCAGUCCAUAUUUGAGGGAGGGAAGGCCACGUGUUUCGCUUAUGGCCAAACUGGGAGCGGAAAAACACACACGAUGGGAGGCGACUUCUUAGGGAAAAAUCAGAACGUUACGAAAGGAAUCUACGCGUUUGCAUCACGAGACGUCUUCCUCCUCCUCUCUCAGCCGCGGUACAGGGACCUGGACUUGGAGGUUUUCGCCACCUUCUUCGAGAUCUACAAUGGAAAGGUUUUCGAUCUUCUGAAUAAGAAAGCGAAGCUCCGGGUCCUGGAAGACGCUAAGCAGGAGGUGCAGGUGGUGGGGCUGGUGGAGAAGGAGGUGACCUGUGCGGAAGACGUCUUCAAGAUGAUAGAAAUUGGCAGCGCCUGCAGAACUUCAGGUCAGACCUUUGCGAACAGCAGCUCUUCCCGCUCCCACGCCUGCCUACAGAUCAUCCUGCGGCGGAGGGGGCGACUGCACGGCAAGUUCGCCCUGGUGGAUCUGGCCGGGAAUGAGCGAGGAGCCGAUACGGCGAGCGCUGACCGCACCACACGCAUGGAGGGAGCGGAGAUCAACCGCAGCUUACUGGCCUUAAAGGAAUGUAUCAGAGCGCUGGGGCAGAAUAAAGCUCACACCCCGUUCAGAGAGAGUAAACUCACCCAGAUCCUGCGAGAUUCCUUCAUCGGGGAGAAUUCUCGGACCUGCAUGAUUGCGAUGCUUUCCCCCGGGUUUAACUCCAGCGAGUACACGCUGAACACGCUGCGAUACGCCGACAGGGUUAAAGAGCUGAGUCCUCACACUACAGACGCCUCCGACAACCAGAGGAUGGAAACUGAGAACGGGGACGAGGAGGGUCAGUCCAGUCUGGAGGAGUCCGAGGGCCAGGAUGAUGUGAGUGACGUCGGGGACCAGGAUGAUGUGAGUGACGUCGGGGGCCAGGAUGAUAUGACGCUGAAGGAUGAAGAACUUUCCUCCCACAUAAACAGUUUCCAGGACGCCAUGAGUCGUAUCGGAGAGCUGGAGGAGAAGAUGGUGGAGGAGCUGAGGGACAUCGUGCAGAAAGGCCCAGAAUGGUCCAACCUGUUGGAGAUGACGGAGCAGCCGGAUUAUGACAUGGAAGGUUUUGUCACACAAGCAGAGUAUCUCCUCCAGGAAGGAUCCAAGUAUCUCAUCGCUCUGAGCGAGAGCGUGUCGUCCCUGCGCGAGGCGAUGCAGAUGGAGGAGCAGGCCAGCAAGCAGAUGUUUAAAAAGAGGAAACCCAAUAAAUGAUGGAUCGACCCCUGUGAUGUCCUUUAUAUAUAAAUAACCGUUUGUCUUAUUUUUAAUGUUUCCGCAGUGUUUCUAAUAAUGAAUGUAGGUGAAUUGUCGUGCGCUAACUGCUGCUCCCCCCACAAUGCACUUCCCCUGCCCCCUGUAGGAGAUGAUGACUCUGGGGUCUGCAGCUUCAUCAUCUCACAGCGCAGGAUGGGCCCCGGGGGCUCCUGAGUUCAUCUGUUUGGACUAUGACAGUGUACAGUUUUUUUAUUUGUUUAUAUCCGUGCAGAGAUCACUGGACAACAACCAGUUAAUUUUAAUAUUGAGCAAUAAAAAGCCUUGAA
Molecule: messenger RNA, 3062 nt
Organism: Hyla sarda
Lineage: Eukaryota; Metazoa; Chordata; Amphibia; Anura; Hylidae
Gene: KIF2C
Product: kinesin family member 2C
Exons: 22
Coding region: 469-2733 (754 amino acids)
Biological process (GO): microtubule-based movement
Molecular function (GO): ATP binding; microtubule motor activity; microtubule binding
Source: RefSeq, a predicted model, not a curated record